Molecule: messenger RNA, 1390 nt
Organism: Abrus precatorius (Indian licorice)
Lineage: Eukaryota; Viridiplantae; Streptophyta; Magnoliopsida; Fabales; Fabaceae
Exons: 10
Coding region: 122-1168 (348 amino acids)
Source: RefSeq, a predicted model, not a curated record
AGCCAAUCUUUAUACCAACCAAAUCAGGAACAGAACAACACCCUCGAAGUCACGCAGCACAGAAACCCAAAGAUUAAAUAAACAAAGAAAAUUAGAAAGAGGAGGUAACGCUAAGCACGCGAUGGCGGCGGAAUCGGGUGGUAGUACCAACUUCGAUCUUCCCGAGGAGGUGGUGCAAGUUCUACCGUCAGAUCCAUUCCAGCAACUCGAUGUGGCCCGCAAGAUCACCUCCAUUGCGCUAUCGACACGUGUCAACGCCCUCGAAUCCGAGUUGUCCACACUUCGCGUCAAGAUCGCCGACAAGGAUAACCUCAUCGCCGACCUUCAAUCUCAGCUUGAGUCUCUCGACGCCUCCCUCUCCGAAACCGCCGACAAACUCGUUCGCGCCGAACAGGAUAAGGAGAGCUUGCUCAAGGAGAAUGCUUCGCUUUCCAACACCGUCAAAAAGCUCAAUCGAGAUGUCUCCAAGUUGGAGGUUUUCAGAAGGACGCUUAUGCAAUCACUUCAGGAGGAUGAUGAUAAUUCUGGAGGAGCUCCAGACAUUGUUGCUAAAAUGCAGAGUCAAUCAAGUUUGACUUCCUCGUCGCAGUUUGGAGAUAACGAUGCUGCAUUGCCACCGUCUAUAUCUUCUUCAACGCAAACCAAUAAUUCUGAUACAGGAAAUACUUUUGCAGAGGAUCAAGAAUCUGAUGCCAUAAGACCUAGAGUACCACCUAGUCUCCUCUUAGCAUCUCAAACUUCCACCCCUCGGAUUACUCCCCCUGGUUCCCCUCCUAGUCUGUCUGCAUCAAUUUCACCUACAAGAACAUCUAAACCUGGGUCUCCAAGGCGACAUUCAAUUUCCUUUUCACCCUCAAGAGGCAUGUAUGAUGAUAGGUCUUCAGUGUUUUCCUCGAUGUCCUCAAGUCACGGUUCAAUAUCAAGCUCCGACCCAGUAACAGGAUCACAAACUGGACGGACGCGGGUGGAUGGGAAGGAAUUCUUUCGCCAAGUCAGGAACCGUUUGUCUUACGAGCAGUUUGGUUCAUUCUUGGCAAAUGUUAAGGAACUGAAUUCCCAUAAACAAACAAGAGAGGAGACGUUACGAAAAGCUGAUGAAAUUUUUGGGCCCGAAAACAAGGACCUUUACACAAUAUUUGAGGGAUUGAUUACUCGCAAUGCCCAUUGACAUUGUGCAUUAGGGAAGUUUUAUACCGAGUUUGUAAUAACUUAUGCUAUCGUCUCCAUAUAGCAACUCCUUUUUACCCCUCUGUAUAUUAGAUUAUCACGUUAGUUAUUGUCUAAUAAAGUCAUUUUUUUGAACAUGAACGCCUGUACAUUUAAAUGGAUGAAUGACAUUUCUUGGUUGGACCAAAGGAUUGCAGUGGUUUCCUUGUAGGGAUUUAAUGCA